Molecule: messenger RNA, 1605 nt
Organism: Cyphellophora europaea CBS 101466
Lineage: Eukaryota; Fungi; Ascomycota; Eurotiomycetes; Chaetothyriales; Cyphellophoraceae
Exons: 2
Coding region: 1-1605 (534 amino acids)
Biological process (GO): transmembrane transport
Cellular component (GO): fungal-type vacuole membrane
Molecular function (GO): transmembrane transporter activity
Source: RefSeq, a predicted model, not a curated record
AUGUCGGCCGUUCUGAAACCUAUUAAAUGGUUCUACCAUGAGUUUGGUGUCUCUGCCAUCCAUGAGACCGGCCGCAAUGCAUACCUCAUCAUUUUCGCGCGAGCAUGUCGCAUGUUCGCCUACGGAACGAAUUCCCUCAUCUUGGCCAUCUUCUUUUCGGCGCUCAAGUACAGCGAUCACCAAAUUGGCCUCUUCAUGACAUUAACCCUCGUCGGAGAUGUAUUGCUUGGCACGUUCCUCACGCUCAUCGCCGACAAGGUUGGCAGGCGGAAAGUGCUCAUCGGUGGCUCUUUCUUGAUGGUACUGAGCGGCAUCGUCUUUGCUCUGUUUGAAAACUUCUUCAUUCUGUUGCUGGCUGCGGUUGUGGGUGUGAUCAGUGUCACUGGCGGUGACUUCGGACCGUUUCGAAGCAUUGAAGAGUCAGUGCUCUCCCAGCUCACAACCCCGAGCACGCGUGCGGAUGUACUAGCAUGGUACGUUACCAUUUCUGCCAUUGGAUCCAGCCUGGGCAGUGAGGCUUCUGGCCGAAUCAUCCACUAUCUCGAGAAUCUUGAUGGCUGGACGCCGGUCGCGACCUACCACACGCUCUUCUGGGUGUAUGCGGUUAUGGGUCUUGUGAAUGCCAUGUUCAUGUUGCUCCUCACCGAUGCGUGCGAGCUGGAAACUCAGGACACCAACUACGCCCAGGUCCCGCAAGACGAGAGCGAGAUGACUGAACCUCAAAUCCAGCCACUACCUCAACCCCCUGUUGAGCCCGCUACCUGGUUCGGCCGUGUCAAGUCCUCCCUCGCACAGAUCUCGGCACCGACGCGCUCCAUAAUGUACAAGUUGUGGUUCCUCCUGGCGUUGGACAGCAUCGCAGACGGCAUGGUACCCUACUCGCUUACCAAUUACUACAUGGAUGUCAAAUUCUCGCCUGCGAAAUCCACGCUCGGCGAUGUGACAUCCGCCUCAUACUUUCUUGCCGCGAUCGGCUCCACCUUCGCUGGUCCCAUGGCCCGAAAGAUUGGCCUCAUCAACACAAUGGUGUUCACUCAUGUCCCGUCCUCUGCAGCGGUGCUUUUCUUUCCGGCGCCACCUUACUUCUGGCUUACAGCCCUCCUGCUGUUGGUGCGCGCAGGGCUGAACAACAUGGACCAGGCCCCAAGGUCGGCGUUCAUUGCUGCGGUCGUGAAGAGCGACGAAAGGACGGCCGUCAUGGGCAUCACCGCUACGAUCCGCACAUUGGCGGCCACAACGGGACCGACAUUUACAGGCUUGCUGGCGGGCAAGAAUAAGUUCUGGAUCGCGUUCGUCGUGGCGGGCGUCUGUCGUCUGGCCUAUGAUUUCGGACUGUAUGCGCUAUUCAUCAAUGUGAAGCUGUACGAGCACGAAGCCAAACCCGAGGCCAUGACGGAGCAGAAUCGAGGACGGCCGAGCGCCGAUAUAGCCGAUGAUCUCGAGAUGCAGAGUUUGGCGGAUUCAGAGAGCAGUAGCGAGUGGAUCGGAAGCAGCAAAAUUGAAGGACAAGAAGCCAUUGUAAAAAAUGGACUGCAAGCGCCCAGUGCUGAGCAAGUGCGAAGUCGAAGUCCUCACCGGAGCCGGGACACUGAAAGCGGUCUAUGA